GAAGGUGGAAUUCAUCAUGAGUGACAGUGAGUAGUGUUACAAAUACAAUAGAAACAGAGUCGAGAAAUUAAUUUUAAAAUUUGUAGAAAAAAUGAAGGCGUGGUCUUACAAACAGUACGGUGGUCCGGAGGUGUUGAAGCUGGAAUCAGACGUGGCGGUUCCGGAGCUGAAGGAGGAUCAGGUCCUAAUCAAAGUGGUGGCGGCGGCGCUGAACCCCGUUGAUUACAAGAGGCGCGGCGGCGUUUUCGGCGCGUACGAUUCACCUCUUCCUAUUAUUCCCGGGUUCGAUGCUGCUGGAGUAGUGGUGAAAGUUGGGAGCAAAGUGUCGAGUUUCAAGGAAGGAGAUGAAGUGUAUGGAGACAUCAACGAUCCUUAUGCUGGAAUGAAGCAGUUGGGAACUCUUGCUGAAUACACCAUCACUGAAGAGAGAUUGUUGGCUCCCAAGCCCAAGAAUCUUAGUUUUGUGGACGCUGCUUCUCUCCCUCUCGCCAUUCAGACUGCCUACGGCGGCCUCGAAGCCGCCAAGUUUUCCGAGGGGAAAUCCAUCCUUGUUCUCGGAGGAGCCGGCGGUGUCGGAUCCCUCGUCAUUCAGCUUGCAAAGCAUGUCUUUGGUGCUUCACAUGUUGCUGCUACUUCCAGCACUCCCAAGUUGGACCUUUUGAAGUCUUUGGGAGCUGAUUUGGCUAUUGAUUAUACCCAACACAAUUUCGAGGAUUUGCCUCACAAAUAUAACUUGGUUUAUGACACUAUUGGCCAACCGGAUAAGGCGGUCAAGGUUCUCAAGGAAGGUGGUUCAGCCGUGGUCGUAGCUGUUGGGGUUGCCGUGGCGUCCCCUGCCUUUGCUUAUUCACUCAAUGCUAGCGGAGAAUAUUUGAAAAAAUUGAAUCCCUAUUUGGACAGUGGCAAAGUCAAGGCCGUGCUCGAUCCAAAAGGACCCUUCCCUUUCGACAAGGUCGACGAUGCUUUUGCGCAUAUUGAGACCAACCAUGCUACCGGAAAGGUCGUCGUGCAUCCCAUUGCUUAGAAUUUUGGAACUACUUCUACUACUAUUAUGUCUUCUUCUCGUGUGUUCAAUAAAAAGAAAAAAAAACUCUAUAUGUUGUUUUCUUUACUUUUUUGUUGUAACAAGUUCUACUGCGGUUCCAGUAAUAACACUUUUGUUUUUUCCCGAGUA
This is a messenger RNA of Salvia hispanica, 1174 nucleotides long. Its product is annotated as 2-methylene-furan-3-one reductase-like. NCBI's taxonomy places the organism in Eukaryota, Viridiplantae, Streptophyta, Magnoliopsida, Lamiales, Lamiaceae. The record is from RefSeq and is a predicted model, not a curated record. Gene Ontology annotation, molecular function: oxidoreductase activity, acting on the CH-CH group of donors, NAD or NADP as acceptor; zinc ion binding.